AUGGCUCCCGUACGCUUCAGGUAUGUUGAUAAUAUUCGCCUGGACCUAGUACAACAUGACAAACUUGAUGUCUUGAAAUCUGUCAUUGCCAAAUUUCUGAUCCUCAAACUAAUUUUUGGGAUGGAAAAGCACAAAAAAUGAGUUCAAGGACAGCUCGUAAUAAACUAUCUCCGAAAAUUUUAUUUUCUUUUUCUUUAUCUUUGACUAUUUUCAGUGCAUCUAGCCGCAGGAGUACCCAUAGAAAAUCCGCACAGAAGCAAUCCUUGCCUCGUCAGGACACAGAAGAUGCGCUAACCACAUGUGUAACCGGUAAAAUAUCAGAGUCAGGUUGUUUUUUCUUUGUUUGAAUAAAUUUUUAUCUAUCCUGCACUGUGCAUAAUUUUCUGUUACCUAUAAGUAUUUAUAAUUACCUAUAAGUGAAUUUCCCGGGCGCCGAAAAUAAAAAUUACCUAUAAGUGAUUUUGAGUUCCCUGUGAAAUUAAACUUUUCUAAAGUCCGGAUAAGAUCUCAACAGCAUGAUAAAGCUGUUUUUUGUAUUGUAUGGAGUAUUUCAUUGUUCAGCAAAAUACCACGACAUUUCUUUCAAGGUAUGUUCAAUUCUAAUAUUCUUACAUUUUUACAGAAUGAAGCAAGGAAGAACAUUUUAUUAACUAGGUUUGGGUUUAAUGAGAAUGGAACACUAUUUGUGGCACUUCGCAACUUCACCGUCCCCGAUGCUGUCAUUUCAAAUGACGAAAACACGAAAGCAGACCGAUUUGUAUGUUUAAAAUUUACCUAGUGUAGUUUUAAUGUUUCCUCUUUAGGGAAUUGUGGGUUUUACCAUCACAAAGGGAAGUCAGAUAGCCGAAAGUACCCGCCAGAAUCCACAUCUUUGUCAGUUGAAUCAGAAAGACCAGCAGCUAGACGCCAUCUUCUUAAUCUUUGACUUUGAAACGUCUGCACUGUCUAUCAUAAAGUCAGGAACUUUGAAGGGCAUGGACAUUUGUCCCACGGUGGCUGACUGUUUUUUUGAACCUAAUAACCGAACUGUAAGAAUCUGAGAAAAUUUACAUUUAUUACGAUUUUAGGUUCCCGAACCUGAAACAGUCGGGUUCUUCGACAAAAUAAUCUGGGGGAAGAAGGCACCUAGAGGUGAAGCGCUAAAAGAUUUCAUUCCCUUAAAUCAUGUGAAUGGACAUUAUUCUACACAGUUUGCCCUGCGAUUUGACAAGGAAAAUGCCGGCCUAUACCAUUUCAUCUAUCAUAAUUGCUUCUCGUACCGUCAUCAUGGAUUCAGUGACAAAGUUGCAGUUGAAUAUUCGAUGUUUAUUGAAGAGAAGAACCUAGGGUCACAUCUCUCUGCCGGGGACAUUCCAAAGCCCAAAUUUUAUUUGAUGAUCUCCUUCGUAUCCGCUUUGUUUUCAAUUUUAUGGAUUAAUGUUCUUUGCAAAGCCGAGUAAGUUUUGAUGACUUUUUAACUUUUCUUCUGCCUUAUUUUUUUAAAUAAUAUUUUUUAGGGCUGAUACUGUUUACAGAAUUCAUCAUUUGAUGUCCGCCCUCGUGGUUUUGAAGACGAUGUCGGUGUUUUGCCAUGGGAUGAACUUUUACUUCGUAUCUUUGUACGGGCAUCAAAGAGAAGCAUGGGCGAUCCUGUUCUACAUCACUCACUUGUAAGCCAAGGUUUACUGUUUGAACUCAUUUUUUAGAUUGAAAGGGGCUCUGUUAUUUGGGACUUUGAUUUUGAUUGGUACUGGGUACACGUUCUUCAAGUCAUUCCUUACUGAUCGGGACAGGAAUCUAUUUAUAGUUGUUCUGCCAUUACAAGUCAUAGACAACAUAGCGAUGGUGAUUCUGAAUGAAAGUGAAGUAGCUGAACAGCGUUACGUUUUUUGGUUUGAAUUGUUUACUCUCUUGGAUCUGGUCUGUUGUGCUGCCGUCUUGUUCCCCAUCUUGUGGUCUAUCAAUCAUUUACGGCAUGGCGCAACUACUGAUGGAAAAGCGUCCUUUAACCUCCAGAGGUUGAUUAUAUUCAGACGAUUUUAUGUCAUCGUUAUCAGUUAUAUUUAUGUAACGAGAUUGGGUGCAUUCUUUCUGGAGGUGAGGGUUUUAUGGAUUGUUUAUAUUGUUUAUUAUAGCAAGACCUGCCUUUUAAUGAGAAAUGGGUCGCCGAAGCUGUUACCGAGACGGUCACUUUGGUCUUCUUCUUUGUCGUUGGUAAUACUUUUAAACCGGUGAAACGAAAUCCUUAUCUGAAAUUAUCACAACAAGAUGAAGGAGAUGAAGAAGAUGGGAUGGCGUAAGUUUUGCGCAAUGUUAUGACCUUUUAUUUUUGUUUAACACAAAAUGGACUGUUCGAGAAUGUUGUCAAAUUGAGUCGGGUUACGGUAAAGGACGAGCUGAAUGCUGACGGAUCUUUUGAAGAGAUUUCGGAAGAUGAAGCCGUCACUGACUUCAGACGGGUUGGAUUGUCAUAG
Messenger RNA from Bursaphelenchus xylophilus (pine wood nematode), 2453 nucleotides. Lineage: Eukaryota; Metazoa; Nematoda; Chromadorea; Rhabditida; Aphelenchoididae. The record is from the annotation of a GenBank genome assembly.